AAAAAUAAGAGAGACGUCGACUGGCAGCAGAGAGAACAAGACGACGGAGGUCGAAGUACGAAAGAAGAGAGAAGAAACCUCAUCACCCCUCUCAUCUUCAUACUUCAAACCCUAAUCAAACAUUUAACCUCUUCUAUCUUACUACCAAAUAUAGAUAUAGAUUCGGUUCGUAUCUAUAUAAUUUCUGUGGUAAUUAGGAAACCUAAAAUUAUCUACUCAGAACAAUCGAAUUGGUCAGUUUUGGCCUUGACGUCGGUUGGAAUUUCAGAUCCAUACCGGCGGCCAUUGCCCUACUUCUGAGGGCAAUUAUCGGCUCUCAGAUCUGCCAUAGCUUAGCUCGAACCGUGCGCAGCUACCUGUCUCCGCAAUGGACGACCUGGAUGUGUUGGCCCGAGACUUUGGGCUGCGACCUGGUGGAAAAUCGGCUCCCAUGAGAUCCGGCGCCGGUGAUCGCCGGCCAGCUUCCUCCUCCUCGCCGUUGUUCGACGAUCGUGAUGGGGCGUUGUUCAGCGACGUUUUCGGUGGUCCGCCUAAAUACACGAGUUCCAGUAGCAAUAGCAAUAAAAACUAUUCUGCGAUGAACGAUUUGGAUUACGAUUCAAUUUUCAAGCCCGGAAAUGAUUCGAAGAACAAUUACGACAAUAGCAGCAGCAAGACGUCUUCUGUACCCGUGUAUGAUAAGCCGGUCUACGACGAGGAUAUUUUUGAUGGACUGCCAGGACUGAAGAGCAAAUCGGUUUCGUCAACGGCCCGAUUUGAUGGUGAUGUGUUUGCCUCAAUGACUUCUCCGCCUAGAAAGAAUCACAGUAGUAACCAGUUUGAUGAUCUGUUUGGGAAUUUGGGGAGGAAUGAGAAGGUGGCAGAACCCCAGAGCAGCAAGAACUCAAGCUCGAGAGCGUUUGAUGAUCUGCUAGCUGGUUUUGGCAGCAGUAGUGCAGCCAGUACUAACAGGCCAUUUACAGGGUCAAAUAAACAACCUUCCAAACCACCUGGUAGUUCCAGUCAGACAUCAAGUGUUAUGGAUGACCCUUUUGUUGUUUUAGGAACAUCUUCAGCCCCAACAUCUUCUCCUGGGGUAUUUUCUGAUCCACUUGAAGAAAUUACUAAGCUUGGUAAAUCUGGAAGUGCUAAGGCUGAUUCUUCAUCUAUUGGUGGGAAUGUAUUUGAUGGCUUGGAUCCACUCAAUGGCUUUGGUAAAUCUGUGCCACCAAGAGAUGGACCACUGAUGGAUGAGUCUAAUGUAAAUAGUGGAAAAUCUUCUUUCAGAUAUUCUGAGAUUCCAGGGAAUGACUCUCAGGAGCCUCCUCUGUUCGACAUGCCCUCUGCAGAGACUCAUAAGUCCUUUAGUCAAUCUGCUUCUCCUCCAAAUGAAAGUGCAAAUCAUACUGAGACAAACUCCCAGGUGGAUUCAUCUCCCAGAUCUGAGGAACCAGAGCAACCUUCAGAAGAUAUUUGGCUUACUGUAUCAGAGGUUCCUCUUUGCACACAACCUACUAGUGCUCCACCUCCAUCACGGCCCCCACCUCCAAUUCCAAGGUGGACCUCAAAGCCAGAGGCUGGUUUCUUCACUUCACACGGAAGAAGAAGAGCUGAUGAAUAUUCUUCAUCCCCAAGUUACAGUCAAUACUCUCAAAGUACUAAACCUGCUUUCUCCACUGCUAAGAGCCCUCCAGUAUCACAUCUGGAUGAAUUUGAGGAAUUUGCCAUGGGGAGGACUCGAAACAGUGUUGAUGGAAAUGUCGAUGUUCUUUCUGGUGAAGAAAUGAAUGCAAACACUGCUGCUGCUGCAAUGAAAGAGGCUGUUGAUAUGGCUGAGGCUAAAUUUAGACAUGCUAAGGAAGUCCGGGAAAGAGAAAAUGUGAAGGCUGCUAGAAGUAAGGAAGCUGUGCAGAUGGAAAAGGAUGAACAGGUCAUGCAUGAGAGAGAACAUAGGGAAAACCAAGAGAGAUUAGAGCGUGAACACCGUCAGCGUGAAAAGGAAGAGGAAGAGAGAGAACAAAGGAGACUUGAAAAAGAGAGGGAGAGAGUGAGGCUUGAAAGAGAGAGGGAGGCUGAAAGGGAUAGGGCUAGGCAAGCUGUAGCAAGGGCUACAAAGGAAGCGCGUGAGAGGGCAGCAGUUGAAGCACGCGAAAAAGCAGCAGCUGAAGCACGAAUGAAAGCUGAAAGAGCUGCUGUUGAGAAGGCAUCUGCUGAAGCUCGAGAACGGGCUGAAAGGGCUGCAGUUCAGAGAGCACAAGCAGAAGCUCGUGAAAGAGCUGCAGCAGCUGCAAGGGAAAGGCAAAAUGCGGAAACAAGAGAGAGAGAAGCAAGAGAAAAAGCAAAGACUGAGGCUGAGGCACGCCGUCGAGCAGAACGAGCUGCUGUGGAAAGGGCUGCUGCAGAGGCUCGAGAGAGAGCUGCUGCAGAGGCUCGAGAGAGAGCUGCUGCUGCUGCUGCUAAGAUGAGUCAGCAAAGGAAUGAUAAUGAUCUUGAAUCCUUCUUUAGUACUCGAGCAAGCAGUGUGCCAAAGACAAGUUCUCCAGAAACAAUGUUUGAUACACAAUUCCAUAAUAAGGGAAGUUCUGAGGGGACAAAGUCAACAUUUUCUUCUGGUGGGGUCUCCUCUAAUAACAUGAGGAAAGUGUCAUCUGCCAAUAAUAUUGUAGAUGAUCUGUCUUCAAUUUUUGGAGCUGCUUCAUCAUCUGGGGAGUUCCAGGAAGUCGAUGGAGAGAGUGAGGAAAGAAGAAGAGCUAGAUUGGAGCGUCAUCAACGUACUCAAGAGCGUGCGGCGAAAGCUUUGGCUGAAAAGAAUCAACGUGACCUUCAAGUCCAAAGGGAUCAGGAAGAAAGACAUAGGAUUGCGGAGACUUUGGAUAUUGAAAUCAAGCGAUGGGCUGCUGGGAAGGAAGGAAAUCUGCGUGCACUUCUAUCAACUCUGCAAUAUGUUCUUUGGCCUGAAUGUGGUUGGCACCCUGUUUCCUUGACAGACUUGAUUACCGGUGCAUCUGUCAAGAAAGUAUAUAGAAAAGCAACCCUUUGUAUACAUCCUGAUAAGGUGCAACAGAAAGGUGCUACUCUUCAGCAGAAAUAUAUUGCUGAGAAGGUCUUUGAUCUCCUGAAGGAAGCAUGGAACAAAUUUAACUCGGAGGAGCUUUUCUAGAUCUACAUUCAUUGAUUACUUUUGAAUGGCUCUUGGACUACUAUCUAUAGAAGUUGUGUGCACAGUUACCAGAGAUGCUCAUGCUAUGAUGCCCACAAUUUUUUCGUGCCCAUUGGUGUUGGAUCUUGCUUCUUGCAAGCUGCUGGUAUGGGGUGAAGCAUUUGUAGCUGCUGCUGAGAUGCAUGGUAAAGUAAAAUAUACGACCGUUGUAAAUUGUUUCAAUGCCAGAGAGGGGUUAUACGGCAUUUGAAGUGACUGGUUGGUGUAGACUAGUAUUAUAUCCAAUCUUCCUGUGCUUCUAUGUCACAUUUGAUUGCCCACUUCAUCUGCAUCAGAUGAUUAUUUUGUUUGUUUUUGCCAAUUCUUUAUGCUUCUUGUUAAAGUUCGCAUUUGUUUGUGUAAGAGAGAUGUUUUCUUUUCCCCCCUCUAAUCUCCAUACAUAAAUCUUCAGGAGAACCGCAUUCAUAUUUAGCAGGGAGCUAAUAUAAAAUGUAUUCUUUUUCUGCUCAUUUCUAUGUAUUUUUGGCUUGUAUAGUGUCAGUGUAUUUCUACCAAUGAUUGCAUUUGUUGCCUCUUCACAACAAAUUUUGUAGAGUGAUUGUACAUUU
Messenger RNA from Ipomoea nil (Japanese morning glory), 3747 nucleotides. Its product is annotated as auxilin-related protein 2-like. The transcript has 8 exons. Gene Ontology annotation, molecular function: clathrin binding. Gene Ontology annotation, cellular component: intracellular membrane-bounded organelle; cytoplasm; vesicle. Lineage: Eukaryota; Viridiplantae; Streptophyta; Magnoliopsida; Solanales; Convolvulaceae. Gene Ontology annotation, biological process: clathrin coat disassembly; clathrin-dependent endocytosis. The record is from RefSeq and is a predicted model, not a curated record. Bases 368 to 3139 code for a protein of 923 amino acids.